AUGCCCAGACUGCUGCCUCUAGACCCUGGACUGAUGAUCGACAGGCGGCCUCACACGGCCCCAGGCAGAUUAAAUCAGACAUGGAGCCACACAUACGGAGGUCAGCAGCGUAGUUUAGAGCAGGUGGAUUCUCUGAUCCUCAGCAGACUGGAUAAAAUGAGGGCAGCCUUCAUGGCAGUGGAUCCUGAAAGGACGGGUCUGGUGAGCAGAGACGAGUUCAGACGAGUCAUGGAGAGCCUGCUGCCAGUUUUUAAAAAGGAGCUUCAAACGUCGAUCAACGAGGUGUGUGAAAGCAGCGGUGAGACAGUUGACUACCUCCAGUUUCUGCAGCGUUACAGUCGAGCUCCAGCGGCCUGCGGAGCCUCCAGCAGCCGUUGCAGCGUUAGGUGUUUUUCGCUGAACUCCCCCAUGUCUCUGAGUGAGAUACAGGAGCAUCUAAAAGAAAAGAUCGGAGGCAACCUGAAGAACAUGAUCAGAGCGUUUCGCCUGUUUGACUACAACCGAGGAGGACGCAUCCAGCAGCAGGAGUUUCGCCGCAUCCUGGACAGCUACUGCAUCCGCCUGACAGACAAGGAGUUCCAGAGGUUGUGGAAUCACUACAGUCCUAAUAACAGCUCUACCAUCUCUUAUGAAGAGUUUCUGGAGAAGCUGGGUUUUGGUGACAGCCAUAACUUCAGGAUUUCUCCCGUCUGCACUAAGCUAGAAGUGUUCAGCAGAGGGAAAGCUCCUCUUGAUCGAGUCAAACAUCAGAAGCAGAAACCAGGAGAUCCAUCCAUCCUUCCACACAUGAAUCCUCAGCCUCUGUUCUUUGACAAGAUGUGCAUGAACUUCACCUCAGUGUGGCAGGCGCUGCAGGCCUUUGACUCUACAUGCUCUGGCCUCGUGACACCAGAAUUCCUCCGGGGCGUCCUCAGCAGAUUUAUAUUUCCCAUGAACCCUCACUCCUUCCAGAGGCUGACCAGCCGCUACGGAGUCAGUGAAACAGGGCUGGUGAGCUGGAGACACUUCAUGGGCCACUUCAGAAGCUCAGGGGCGGAAAAGGACGACACAACUGUUCAAGAGGACAGGUUUUCCAAGCAGCCUACACAUGAUGAAUUCAAGUUGUUUUUCCAGGAUAUUUACCCUCAACUCAAAGAGAUCUUCCAUCUGCUGGACCAGAAGGAAGCUGGUCGAGUCACUCGAGCUGACCUACGGCAUGCACUGGAGAGACCAGGAGAGACUCAAAUCCUGAAGCCCCACCGUCGACACUCACAGAUCACAGAACUGCUCAACGUCCUUGACCCUCAACACAGCGGUGUCAUUGAGCUCACCAACCUGGAGGGGCUGGACCCAGGCAUCACAUCUGCUCCAACCAUCGACACGUCAACACCAGAGAGCAACUAUGUCCAAAAGGAGACCAGAGACGCUGAUGUGGAGCAGAAAUCCUCAGACGAGAUCCAGACCACACAGAGUGAUGAUAAUGCAAGCUUGCCGCCGGCUUCACAGAGAAGAGAGGAGAGGCUGUGUGCACAGAUCACUGCUGCUCUGAAGCUGUUUGACCCUCAGUGCUCUGGAAACGUCACAGACGAAGAUCUGAGGACGGCGUUAAGCUGCUGCGGCAUCUCAGACUGCAACAAUCUGCUCUACAGGUUAUGCACAUCACCUCUGUCAACUCAGCAGUCAGAGAAGAAGCCUCAGCCGCUGCUGUCUACCCUGCAGGUCGCUCCAGACGUCUGCAGCAUCCUGGACGUCGUCUUUCAGAGGAUAAAAUCAAGAUCAGAGAAACAAGACAGCAAACUGAUGAGCAAAAUCAAAGAUGUGACACAGAUAUCUGACGGGACGCUGUCACAGAGAGACGUUAGUAAGAUUUUGGACGAGUGCUCGGUCAUCUUGGGCGACAAAGAUUUCAACAAGUUCACCGACCUGCUGAGCUUCAGGGAUGGACGGAUCCAGAGCUCGUCGUUCCAACAGAAACACGAGGGUGAGACAUCUGCAGACAUUCAGCAGAGCUCUGAGGGUCACAGCAAGAAGGAGGAAGAUGUCCAGGCCCUCCUUAUUACAGCCAAUCAGUGCCUCGCUGCCAUGAAGACCAGGAUCAAGAUGGUCCACAGGGAUUAUCUGUCAGCGUUUCGUCUGAUGGACAGGAGGCGUAAAGGCGUGGUAGACCGCCAUGAUUUCAAAGAGCUGUACGACAGUCUGGGGUUCUUCUGCAGGGAUGACGAGUACGAGCGUCUGCUGGAUCUGAUCGGCCUUCAUCCAGGAGGAAACCUCAACUACGCUGAGUUUGUGGACAUUGUGGAAAAUAACGGCAAACGCAAACAAAGGACCCAAGCAGAGAGAGUACAGCAACAGCUCCAUGAACUUCUAUCCUCUGAGGCUCAGUACAAGUGGAAAGACAUGUCCAAGAUUCUUUGUCAGACUGACUCAGACGGCUGCAGUUGGGUUCAUAAAAACAGCCUUAGGAGACUCCUCUUCACUUACUCUCUUCCUCUGACAUCUGAGGAGUUUGACCAGCUUUGGUUGAGGAUUGACACAGAGCAGAAAGGCCGUGUAGCUGUUGGUGACUUCCUGAAAAAACUUGGGAUUCAUCAUGAAGGAGGGCCCAAGAUUCAUCUGAAGAGGAACCAAACUACCCAAAACAACCAUAAGAGACCGACAACCUCUGAUGGUGUGUCACUGGAGAGGACAAAGCUCAAUGUUUCAAUGGAUGAUGACUGUGAGAGGAUCUCUUAUAAGGACUUCCUGUCUGCUCUUGAAAAUAAACCAGAGAAGAAGAGUGAGUGUUCUCCUUCCUCACCUGACGCUGGACGUCUCAUAGAUACAGCUCUGAAUCAGAGGCGUGAACUGGUAACUGCUUCAGCUCCUGAUCUGCACAAGACCAUGACCCCUGACCUUGCAGGGCACCAAGGUCAAAAGCAGAACAUUGUCUCUGGUCACCUACAUGACAUCACGAAAGAGCUUCUAGAGCUAAGCUCCUCCCACUCCUCACAGACUCACAGACGAUCAGGUGAAGCCAGGAAACGUCUCGAGUGUGCGUGGAGAAAUGUGCCUGUAAAGGAGCAGAAGAAGCUGCAGAAAAGAGAGCCUCUGAAGCAGUUUGGUGCUCAAGAUGCGACGCCUCACACAGAGAGAGGGAGUCCAAACAUCGUCCCACCGUCCUCCCCUGAGCCCACAGGAGCCGUGUCUGUAGGAGCUGCUCUGCAGAGAACCCGGUCAGCCCCUCGGUGCUCCUCCAGGCAUUCUGCCUCAGUAGGGAGACCAGGGACAGGAAGCCAGGCGGGCGGCGUGGAACGGAGGCUGCGUGGGGUGGUGCAGCACUGCUGGAAGGAGAUCCAGAGGAGCUGCAGAGAGGAGGAUCCUCAGAAAGAUGGAGUCAUCAGCACCGCCUGCUUCCUGAAGAUCCUCCAGUCUCUCAGCAUCAGUCUGACUCAGGAGCAGUUCGAGCAGUUGGCUAUGAAGUCUGAUAUCAUGACUAAUGGCUGUGUUUCAUAUCAAGACUUCCUGCGUCACUUCCUCCUCAACCUGAAACCGGCGGAAAAUCAGACCAAGUUCCAGCGGAGAAAGCUUCCUCUGCCUACACAGGCGGCCCAGGGUGUUCUGAGCAAAGCCGGCAUGGAUGUCAUAUUGAGAAUCUACGACGCCAUUCGUUCCUCUUGGACCCCAAUCAGACGCUGCUUCCUGACGUCUGACUGCGCCCGCACAGGAAGCGUCUCUGUGCAGGACUUCAGGAAGGUCCUUCGUCAUUUCAGCGUGAAUCUAUCAGAGGAGGAGUUCUUCCAUCUGAGCUCUUAUUUUGAUGGUGACACCACAGGAAAGAUCUGCUACAACAACUUCCUCUGGACGUUCCUGCACUGA
This is a messenger RNA of Cheilinus undulatus (humphead wrasse), 3834 nucleotides long. It is a transcript of the gene efcab6, whose product is annotated as EF-hand calcium binding domain 6. Lineage: Eukaryota; Metazoa; Chordata; Actinopteri; Labriformes; Labridae. Gene Ontology annotation, molecular function: calcium ion binding. Gene Ontology annotation, cellular component: nucleoplasm. Bases 1 to 3834 code for a protein of 1277 amino acids. The record is from RefSeq and is a predicted model, not a curated record. The transcript has 27 exons.